Molecule: messenger RNA, 862 nt
Organism: Lagenorhynchus albirostris (white-beaked dolphin)
Lineage: Eukaryota; Metazoa; Chordata; Mammalia; Artiodactyla; Delphinidae
Gene: PGPEP1L
Product: pyroglutamyl-peptidase I like
Exons: 5
Coding region: 160-837 (225 amino acids)
Biological process (GO): proteolysis
Cellular component (GO): cytosol
Molecular function (GO): pyroglutamyl-peptidase activity
Source: RefSeq, a predicted model, not a curated record
AGUCUUUCAGGGCUCCCAAAACGCUGCGGGGCGGGGUGGUUGGUCCCCACCCCAGCGGGAGGCCCACGACCAGCCGGGAGGGGCGCGCGGCGCUCGGAGCGCCCAGGGCCGGGCCUCUGACCCGCGCAGGCGCAGAAGCGCCCUCCGAACUCCGGUUUCAUGGAUUCCCAGUCCAGCUGCGUGGUGGUGACCGGUUUUGGGCCCUUCCGGCAGCACCUGGUGAAUUCCAGCUGGGAAGCAGUAAAGGAACUCUCCAAGCUGGGUCUGGGGCGUGACAUGGAGGUGGAGUUGCGGAUUCUUCAACUGCCAGUGGAUUACAGAGAGGUGAAGCAGAGGGUCACCAGAAUCUGGGAGGAUCUUCAACCGCAACUCGUUGUGCAUGUGGGCAUGGACCCCACCGCCAAGGCCAUCUUUCUGGAACAGUGCGGCAAGAACUGGGGCUACAGGGAUGCCGAUAUCCGAGGCUUCCACCCUGAGCGUGGCGUGUGCCUUCCAGAUGGCCCGGAAGUGAUCGCUUCGGGAGUCAGCAUGAGGGCCGUCAGCAGGCGCGCGGUGGUCGAGGGCGUGGAGGUGGCCUUUUCCCGAGACGCAGGCAGGUACGUCUGCGAUUACACCUACUACCUGUCUUUGCAUCAUGGAAAUGGAUGUGCGGCGCUCGUCCAUGUCCCUCCAUUAUCUCCUUCGCUUCCGGCUAGCCUGCUGGGAAAAGCCCUGCAAGUUAUCAUCCAGGAAAUGCUGGAGGAGACUGAGAAAGCCAGGUCUCAACGCCUGGUUCACAGGAAGCUCAGCCUUUGCGAUUCCAGACAGGGGGAACCAACUGGGAGACUGCUCCUUUAGAGAAAAUUAAAUGUUUCAGUCCUGU